Trypanosoma conorhini is the source of this 2853-nucleotide messenger RNA. Its product is annotated as putative ATP-dependent DEAD/H RNA helicase. Bases 1 to 2853 code for a protein of 950 amino acids. Gene Ontology annotation, molecular function: RNA helicase activity; nucleic acid binding; ATP binding. The transcript has a single exon. Gene Ontology annotation, cellular component: nucleus. The record is from RefSeq and is a predicted model, not a curated record. Gene Ontology annotation, biological process: mRNA splicing, via spliceosome. NCBI's taxonomy places the organism in Eukaryota, Euglenozoa, Kinetoplastea, Trypanosomatida, Trypanosomatidae.
AUGCGCAAGCGUGAGAGGGAGAGCAGUGGGGGCAGCACGAGCUCCUCUGAUUCGCUUUUCUCUUCUUCCGGCGGUUAUAGGAAGGGCACAGGCGGCAAAGAGAAACACGUAAGCCUAAAAAAGAAGGGUAGCGGCAGUAACAACAACGGCGGCAACGACGCCACACCGAAGCCGGCCGCCGCGACAUGGGAGCAACUUCUCGCGGAGCGCAAAGCUCUGCUGGAGACUCGGGAGAAGGAGUUGUCCUUGUUGGAGCAGCAGCGUGCCGGCACGGAUAGUAGCAGCGACGACGACGACAGCGAAUACGACAGCGGCGAGGGUGCCCGGGAUAAUGACAGGGGCAACGCGCAAGCGUUAAAGGACCAGCAUAAGUAUCACACUGAGAGGACGCUUCGUGUGGAUGAAAAUGUUGUUUUCACAGAUGAGGACGACAGUAAUGACCGGUUUGGAGGAACCGCGUCCACGUCAAGCGAGAGUGAAGUGGGCGCCAGCGACAAUGAUGGGGAUAUUGCUGAAUUCCGCGAGCGGCUGCUUGCUCACGUCCAGGUCACCAGUGCGGCAAGGCGUGUUGACAGUGCCGGCUCAACCGCCAGUGAUGCGGCACCCGCGCACGCCUUGCAGCACCUGAAGGAGGAGUUGAUGAAGCCUGUUAUGCCGACCGCGCUCACAGUUGUGAGUGCAACCGACGAGUCACAUGACCUUAUAACUGAGCUCGUCUCAGCCAAACUGCCUCCUCCUCCGCCAGAGGAUGCGAAGCGUCUGCGCAAGUUACAGUACGUGGACCACAGCAUGGUGCAAUAUCCGCAUCUUCGCAAGGAGUUUUACGUUGCCCCUCCAGAUGUCAAGAACCUCGGCGCGGAAGAGCUAAAAAGGCUUCUUAAGGAGUUGGAUGGGGCAAAGGUGCGUGGACGCGACCCACCGCGCCCAAUGCGUACGUGGAACGGCUCCGGCCUACCAGAUUCCGUCCUGGAGGUGCUUGCGCGGGAAGGGUUCGAGCAGCCGUUUGCCGUGCAGUCUCUCGGUUCUGCCGCCUUGAUGGGCGGUCGUGACUUGCUCAUCACGGCCAAAACAGGCUCUGGAAAGACACUCGCCUACCUCCUGCCGCUGAUUCGUCACUGUGUCGGGCAAGAGCCGUGUGGAAAGGGUGAGGGGCCGAUUGGUCUUAUUCUUGUACCCACACGUGAAUUGGCUGUGCAGAUUGUUCAACUGGCAGAAAAGCUAUGCGUGGCGGCCAAGUUGAGACUCGUGUCUGCAUACGGUUUAACAUCUCUUGCAGAGAACAUCAAACAAUGCCGAGUUGGGUGUGAAGUCAUGGUGUGCACCCCAGGUCGACUUUUGGAUCUUCUUACGGUUAAUGGGGGAGGUGCAAUUUCGUUGAGGCGCGUGUCGUUCGUCGUGAUCGAUGAGGCGGACCGCAUGUUUGAUAGUGGCUUCAUGGAACACGUGGAGGCCUUUUUAAAAAAUAUUCGUCCCGACCGACAGCUCGCGCUCAUUAGCGCAACCAUGCCUAAGGAACUGAGGAAAAUCGUCAUAAGUCACCUGCAAGAUCCAGUGGAGAUUACAGUGGGGGGUAAACCCUCUCCCGCCUCAAAUGUUGAGCAACGCUUCUUUUUCUUUGAUGAGGAGGUGUAUGAGGUGGAGGAGGCAAAUCGCACAGAGGAUAGAAAGUUUUUGAAACUGUUACAAAUUCUCGGCGAUGAGGGCGGCACUGGGGAACACCUCAUUGUCAUCUUUGCUCAACGGAAGGAAGAAUGUGAUGAGCUCUUUGCACGUCUCUCUGCAUCUGGCUACCAACGGCGUAUUGCUAUUCUUUAUAGUGGGAUGGACCCACUGGACCGUGAGUUUGCGCUGGAGCACUUUGCCCCCAACAAUCAGUUUAUUCUUAUUGCAACGGGGGUGGCGGAACGGGGCCUUGACAUUCCCUACCUGGAGCUUGUGAUUAACUACACCCUCCCAGACCACUACGAGGCGUACGUGCAUCGCAUCGGCCGCACCGGUCGUGCUGGGAAGAAGGGCAAGGCGGUAAGCUUUUUCAUGCGGGGGAAGGAUGACGACCUCUCCGUGGACCUCUGCGAGGGCCUUGAGCGUGCACAACAGCAGGUGCCCGAGGAGUUAUAUGAGCGCGCGGCAAAGUUACGAGAGAAGCGCAAGGAGGGCAUUGUGCGGCACAACACAGGUUUUUACCGGGGCUACAUGAAGGCAAAGAAGUUGCGCUUUACAGAUCGUGGUCAACAGGAGCAAUUCAAGGCGGCGGCGCGGGCAGCGGGACUUGAGGAGUACUUGUCUGCCAGCUCCUGCACGGACUCGGAUUUAUCUGACAGCGAUAAAGAUGAGGACAUAGAAAUUGUUGCGGUACAUGGAGAUGGUACGCGAAAUGGCGGCGGUGGCAGCGAGGAGGCAUCCAAAGCCCUCACGCUGCACAGGAACACUGGUGCGUUGACUCUUUCCUCGCAGCAGCAAAAAGAACAGCAAGAACGCCUUGCCUCCGCACUCGCGUACGCGCAGAAGACAACAGACUCUGUGAUCGACCCCUCCACUACAGGUGCUCGUUUCGAGGCUGAGUACCCUAUCAACGACCUUCCCGAGCGUGUUCGGCUGCGGAUGCAGAGCGCGGCUUUACUGCGUUCCGUGCAGGAGGACACCGGAACGACGAUUGUCCGCAAAGGUGUGUUUUUCGAUCGAAAGUACAAACAUUCCCACCGCCUGCGCGAAGGUGUGCGGCCGCUUUACCUGCUGCUUAUUGGAAAGACGGUGGAGUCUGUGCGUGACGCGGUGAAGAGGUUGAACGACAUCCAGGCUGAGGCGCAGAGCCGCAUCCAGCAGAAGGCGUCCUCCCUCGGGGCUCAGUUGUAG